AUGCGGUACCCCGUCCGUCCGAUCCCACCGCGCGGCGUAUCUCCGCCGUCGGCCCCCGCCGGCGCCUCCUGGCCACACCCGCCGCCCGGGACCGGCAGGCGACAGUUUAAUACAGUACAAACCAGGCUGCUUCUGGCGGCAAAAACCAACGUGCUCGAUCGACGAUCUCCCCCUCCGCCACCACUCCCCCCAUCGAUCUCUCCUCAGUCCCCCGCCGGGAAGCUACGCUACGAAGCAUGGCGUCCGUCACCGCCCGCGCCCCGGUCGCGGCCCUGCGCCCGUCGUCGGCGUCGUCGCUCAAGUCGUCGUCGUCGUCCUCGGCCUUCCUUGGCCACUCUAGCCGCCUCGGCCGCACCGCGUCGCCGACGACCAGGCGCAGCCUCAAGGCGGAGGCCAAGGGCGAGUGGCUCCCCGGCCUUCCCUCCCCCGCCUACCUCGACGGCAGCCUGCCGGGUGACAAUGGCUUCGACCCGUUGGGCCUGGCGGAGGACCCCGAGAACCUGCGGUGGUUCGUGCAGGCGGAGCUGGUGAACGGGCGGUGGGCGAUGCUCGGCGUGGCCGGGAUGCUGAUCCCGGAGGUGCUGACCAAGGCCGGGCUCAUCAACGCGCCGCAGUGGUACGACGCCGGCAAGUCGGAGUACUUCGCGUCGUCGUCGACGCUGUUCGUGAUCGAGUUCAUCCUGUUCCACUACGUGGAGAUCCGGCGGUGGCAGGACAUCAAGAACCCCGGCAGCGUCAACCAGGACCCCAUCUUCAAGAGCUACAGCCUGCCGCCGCACGAGUGCGGCUACCCCGGCAGCGUCUUCAACCCGCUCAACUUCGCGCCCACGCUCGAGGCCAAGGAGAAGGAGCUCGCCAACGGGAGGCUGGCGAUGCUGGCGUUCCUGGGCUUCCUGAUCCAGCACAACGUCACCGGCAAGGGGCCCUUCGACAACCUGCUGCAGCACCUGUCUGACCCAUGGCACAACACCAUCAUCCAGACCCUCUCUUAGUCGAUGAUAUAUAUCCAGGUCAUGUAAAAUGUGAUCCAUCGCUAGCGAGCUGAUGGGGACUGGAAGGCAAACAUUGAAGCGCGGUCGUCGAUGUUAAUUCCUUUCUGGAUCAGUUUGUGUGAUGUGUGUUGUUAAUCGAUCUGGAGGGUAUAGAUUCGGACCGGGUUUGUUGUAACUUGUAAUGCAUGGUAUGAAGAGAGAGAGGGCUGAGGAGUGACACUGCUGGUAUGUACAUUAAUCCAAGGGGAGGGCUAAGGGUAAGAUUGUUUGAUCAGUAUCCUCAUCGAUCUAUCCCGAUGGGGUUCCUCUUGUGCUUACUUCUUGCUUGCCACUUGCCAGUCCAUGGUUCAGUGUGGAAACACAUGCAUGUAUUUGUACGAGAACUAGUAGGCUUGUAUAAUUAAGCAAA
Sorghum bicolor (sorghum) is the source of this 1401-nucleotide messenger RNA. Its product is annotated as chlorophyll a-b binding protein 4, chloroplastic. The transcript is spliced from 3 exons. Lineage: Eukaryota; Viridiplantae; Streptophyta; Magnoliopsida; Poales; Poaceae. Gene Ontology annotation, cellular component: membrane. Bases 237 to 992 code for a protein of 251 amino acids. The record is from RefSeq and is a predicted model, not a curated record. Gene Ontology annotation, biological process: response to light stimulus; photosynthesis, light harvesting in photosystem I.